CUGACUUUUGUGGGUCAGGUGACCGCCGGUCCGGAAGCGAAGUGCCUUCUGCCAGCCCCGUGCCCUCCUUCCCGUAGUGUCCCCAUCCCUCGGCUCCGGGAGUCUCGCGGACCCCGCUGGCGGCGGCGGCGGCGGCGGCAGCAUCAGGGCAGCUGCCUUUGCACGGCCUGGCCAUGGCGUGGACCAAGUACCAGAUGUUCCUGGCGGGGCUCAUGCUAAUCACCGGCUCCAUCAAUACCCUCUCGGCCAAAUGGGCUGACAUGUUUAUGAUUGAGGGCUGUGGAGCAAGCCAGGCCCAAAGCUUCCAGCAUCCUUUCCUCCAGGCAGUGUGCAUGUUCCUGGGAGAAUUUUCCUGCCUAGCAGCCUUCUACUUACUUCAGUGCAGAAUUCGGGGGCGCACAGAUUCUAGUGUGGAACCCCAGCAGUCCUUCAAUGCCCUUCUCUUCCUGCCCCCUGCCCUCUGUGACAUGACUGGGACCAGCGUUAUGUAUGUGGCUCUGAACAUGACUAGUGCCUCCAGCUUCCAGAUGCUUCGCGGGUCUGUGAUCAUCUUCACAGGUCUUCUCUCUGUAGCUUUCCUGGGACGAAAACUGCUUCCAAGCCAAUGGCUGGGCAUCCUUGCCACAAUUGCUGGCUUGGUGAUUGUGGGUCUGGCUGACCUCAUGAACAAGCACGACGAUCAACACAAGCUCAGCGAUGUGAUUACAGGGGACCUGCUGAUCAUCAUGGCACAGGUGGUUGUCUCUAUCCAAAUGGUGCUGGAGGAGAAGUUUAUCUACAAGCACAAUGUACACCCACUUCGGGCUGUGGGUACUGAAGGCCUCUUUGGCUUCGUGAUCCUCACGGUGCUGCUGGUGCCCAUGUACUACAUCCCUGCCGGCGCCUUCAGCGGCAACCCCCGGGGUGUGCUAGAAGACACGCUCUACGCCUUCUGCCAGAUGGGCAGGCAGCCACUCAUCAUCGUGGCGCUGCUGGGCAACAGCAGCAGCAUCGCUUUCUUCAACUUCGCCGGCGUCAGCGUCACCAAGGAGAUGAGCGCCACCACACGCAUGGUCCUCGACAGCCUCCGCACUGUGGUCAUCUGGGCCGUCAGCCUGGCGCUGGGCUGGGAGACUUUUCAUCCGCUGCAGAUCCUGGGCUUCUUCAUCCUCCUGACGGGCACAGCUCUCUACAAUGGGCUGCACCAGCCCCUGCUGGCCCGCCUGCCUUGGCGCCGGCCCCCGGCCGAGGACCGCGAGCGGGAGAGCCUACUAGGGGGCAGCCGUACUCCCAUCAAUGAGGACAGCUGAACCCCUGCCAGGUCCACCCCACUGAACCCUGAGUUUUAGGCUCCUUUUCCCUGAGGACAGAAAACCCUGGGAUCCUCAAAAGGAGCCUCAGAAAUGGGAUAUCUCAGGUCCUUCCCCCCCUUCCAUUGUCUUCUCUUUCAGGAGGACACUGGAUGUGCCACUGGGGUCGGAAUCUGGCUCUCCUGCCCCUUCCUCUGACUGUUUCUUCAGCUUCCUAUGGCCCAGGACACACCCCAAAAUCUGCAAGGGGCCCAGGAGAGGGCUUGGGCUCUCCUGCCUCCGGCUCCAACCAUGUUAUGGAGAGUGAUGGACUGAACCAGGCACCUGGAUUGCACUGAUUUGCCAAAUCACUAAUCCAAAUUGAGUAGUGAUCGUUUCCCCUGAAUCAUGAGUCAUAUUUAGUUUAAAAAAAAACAAACAAACCCUAAAUAUCACUUCAGAACCAAACUUAAACACUCUGUAUUUUCUCAGACCUUUGUACUGCUGGGUCAUCUGCAGAACACUGGCCAGUCGUGAGUUGUGGGCAGCCGGCUUGGGCAGUUUGGCCCCAAGUCCGCCUCCAUUCUUUCUGCCUUGGCCCCAUGACAGGAUCCUGUCUACAAUGUGGGGGUAGUUCUGCUUAAGUCACAGGUGUUAGCUGUUCACACUGCUGCUGACGGCUGCCUGCCCCACAGCCCAGGUGCCAAGGGGUGCUGGCUAGGCAGGCAGGCCGGCCAGGGUUGCAGCUGGCUCUGCAGGAGGAGGGGGGGAGGAGAAACGGUCAGAGUGGCCCUUGGCAGAAAUUCGGUGCUACUUGGAACUAUUCCUUUGGUAUCUCUUUUUUUUUUAAAGUAAAACUGAAUAGAAGAGUGGU
Messenger RNA from Antechinus flavipes (yellow-footed antechinus), 2142 nucleotides. It is a transcript of the gene SLC35F6, whose product is annotated as solute carrier family 35 member F6. The coding region runs from base 174 to 1289 and encodes 371 amino acids. Gene Ontology annotation, cellular component: membrane; intracellular membrane-bounded organelle. Gene Ontology annotation, biological process: transmembrane transport. The transcript is spliced from 6 exons. Lineage: Eukaryota; Metazoa; Chordata; Mammalia; Dasyuromorphia; Dasyuridae. Gene Ontology annotation, molecular function: transmembrane transporter activity. The record is from RefSeq and is a predicted model, not a curated record.